AUGCCUUUGUCACUUCAGAAUUGUACAGAGAUAGUUAAACUUGAUCUCAGUGAAAAAGAGUUUACUGGAAAUAGCCCUGUGUGGAUAGGAGAAAGAUUUUCAAGAAUAAUGAUCCUCAUCCUUCAAUCAAAUAAGUUUCACAGUCUUUUACUAAAGGAACUUUGUCAUCUCAUUUCUCUACAAAUUUUAGAUUUGACUGAUAACAAUUUAUUUGGAAACAUUCCAAGGUGUAUCAAUAACUUCAAUGUAAUGAUGAGAGUGAGUGAAAUGGAACAGGAUAUAGAUAAUUGGUCUGGUGCAGAUUUUUAUUCAGCAAAUCUAGAGGAUGCAGUACUUGUGAAUAAAGGUGCAAUGGCUGAAUAUAAUACAAUUCUAAAUUUUGGAAGAAUUAUAGAUCUUUCAAAAAAUAACUUCUUUGGAGAGAUUCAUAUGGAAGUGGUGGAUUUUUUAGCAUUGCAAUCAUUGAUUCUGUCUCACAAUUCUUUUACUAGCAGAAUUCCAAAGAACAUUGGUGCUAUGAUAUUUUUAGAGUCCAUUGAUUUUUCUGGAAAUCAACUUUUUGAUGAAAUCCCACAAAGCAUUUCAAAUCUGACGUUUCUGAGUGUCUUUAACUUAUCCAACAACAGAAUUUCUGGAAAGAUUCCUUUAAGCACUCAACUACAAGGUUUUAAUGCAUCUUGUUUUACUGGUGUUAAUUUGAAUUAG
Mangifera indica (mango) is the source of this 705-nucleotide messenger RNA. Its product is annotated as receptor-like protein EIX2. Bases 1 to 705 code for a protein of 234 amino acids. NCBI's taxonomy places the organism in Eukaryota, Viridiplantae, Streptophyta, Magnoliopsida, Sapindales, Anacardiaceae. The transcript has a single exon. The record is from RefSeq and is a predicted model, not a curated record. Gene Ontology annotation, molecular function: protein binding.